GCAGAACAGAGAGCAAUCAGAGGAAAGAUCAAGAAAGCGAGACAUGGAUGUCAAUACAAUCAGUGAGCAAGAUCAUCAGAGUGAUGAAGAGCAAAAGGUUCCCCUUCUCCGAGAUAUACCUACAGUGGACAGAAAUCCAAUACAAGCAGCCAUCAGCCAGACAUUUCAGAGCACGGCUCACUUGGCCAAUUUACUACCAACUGGAACAGUUAUGGCCUUUCAGCUUCUCGCACCAGUUUUCACAAAUCAGGGUGAAUGCGACCCAGUGAGCCGAACGAUGACUUCCAUCCUAAUUGCUCUUUGUGGGUUGUCAUCAUUCCUACUCAGCUUCACCGACUGCUUCAAGGAUAACGAUGGGAAAAUCUAUUAUGGGUUUGCCACUUUCAACGGACUCUGGGUGAUAGAUGGGCCAGCAACUAUUCCAUCCCAGCUUGCUUCCAAGUACCGACUUCGGUUCAUAGAUUUUCUGCAUGCUUUCAUGUCAGUAUUGGUUUUUGCAGCAAUUGCCUUAUUUGACAAGAAUACGGUUCAAUGCUUCUAUCCAACGCCAUCAAAAGAGACCCAAGAGAUUCUUACAGCACUACCUGUAGGAAUAGGAGUACUUUGCAGUAUGCUCUUUGUAGCAUUCCCUACACAACGCCAUGGGAUAGGUUUCCCUGUAACUGCUAAUUGAUCAUUUGAUGUAACACGGACGCCUUACACAUGUUCUUAUGUGACUAAUUUCAAAAUUGUAUAUCUUCGAUAUGCAUUAUAUUGUAUAUAGCUCUAGCUGCUUCUACAUCUCCACUGACUCUACAAAAUGCUCUAAUAAGAUCAAUUCAUCCU
Messenger RNA from Chenopodium quinoa (quinoa), 825 nucleotides. RefSeq lists its product as uncharacterized. Gene Ontology annotation, biological process: endomembrane system organization. Lineage: Eukaryota; Viridiplantae; Streptophyta; Magnoliopsida; Caryophyllales; Amaranthaceae. The transcript has a single exon. The coding region runs from base 44 to 673 and encodes 209 amino acids. The record is from RefSeq and is a predicted model, not a curated record.